Molecule: messenger RNA, 561 nt
Organism: Ostertagia ostertagi
Lineage: Eukaryota; Metazoa; Nematoda; Chromadorea; Rhabditida; Trichostrongylidae
Source: the annotation of a GenBank genome assembly
AUGCCAGAAAAGCGGAGGACGUGGGAGUGUUCCACAGCUUGUCGAAAUAGCAGCCGGGAUGUUAACUUUCUCACAAAUUUCACUGAACCAACUUCGCAAGCUGUCCCGGAUUCGCUACUACAGUUGAAAUUGAGCGAGGAUGCGAGGCAAGUUUCCAUUUUUUCGUUAUUGUAUCUGCCAAGAUCAUCGCUGACCAUACUUCAUGAGCUGAGCUUUUUAGCGGAAGCUUCCCGUAUUCAUGACAGUAUGCAAAGAAAGACUGAAUCGUCGGCUCAAAUAGCUUAUGAUAUCUGGCAGCUGUUUGGACAGUUCGUACAUGACAGUGCUCCAGAACGAAUUGAAUUCGAUGAGGAAAUUGUUAGCGAGUUCAAAGCUGCAGUGGAGUGCAACAAUCUGCUCCUGCUCGAUAAGAUCAUUCGAAAAGUCCUAUCAAGUCGUCUAUCAGCGAAUGCAAAGUAUUUGUGUGGUAGUCCACCAGUCUGCGUGAAUGAGUUGAUUGAUCAGCGCUCUGUGCCAAGGAAGUCAUCAGUGUCAUCGGGCCCAUUUUCAUUGGCCCAGUUC